Molecule: messenger RNA, 585 nt
Organism: Sphenostylis stenocarpa
Lineage: Eukaryota; Viridiplantae; Streptophyta; Magnoliopsida; Fabales; Fabaceae
Source: the annotation of a GenBank genome assembly
AUGAUCGGCGCCGGAAAGAUCAAGCAGUACGGUAACGUCCUCGACAAGCCCCUCACCAAGGGCAAGCAAGAGGUUAGUUUGAGUGCAUUCGCGUUCUUGUUUUCGGAGCUUGUUCAGUACAACCAAACGCAGGUCGACAAUAUUGGGGAACUCGAACGAAGACUGGAGGAUGCUGGAUAUGCGGUUGGGGCUCGAGUUCUUGAGCUGCUUUGCCACAGAGAUAAGGGAAACAGGAGGGAGACACGGCUGUUGGGUAUUCUUUCUUUUGUACACAGUACAGUGUGGAAAGUAUUAUUUGGAAAGGUAGCUGAUUCACUGGAGAAAGGAACCGAACAUGAAGAUGAAUACAUGAUCAGUGAAAAGGAGCUUCUAGUAAACAAAUUCAUUUCUAUCCCAAAGGACAUGGGAACGUUCAACUGUGGAGCUUUUGUUGCUGGAAUAGUACGGGGCGUUUUGGACUGUGCCGGAUUUCCAGCUGUUGUAACUGCGCAUUUUGUGCCCAUGGAAGGUCAACAACGACCACGGACAACAAUUUUGAUAAAAUUUGCUGAAGAGGUGUUACGAAGAGAAGCAAGAUUAGGCUGA